GGUAAUAAGACAAAGAAGAAGAAGAAGUAUUCGUUUACUGUCAAUGUCAUUUUUUAUCAAAAUUUUGCAUAUUCAUUAUUUUCGUUGUUAAAAUGAAAUGGUACGAAGGAGGAAUUGUUGAUGCCAUUGGGGCCUCACAAAAGAAAUCCGCUAUUUUUCUGGUUUAUGUUGAAGGUUCCGAUGAUGUGUCGACCCGGUUAAACGAAUUUCUAGAAAAUUCUGAAAUUAAGGGUUUAUUGGAGAGCGAUAAAUUUGUCGCCAUAAAAAUUCAGAAAGAUGGCAUAUCACAUCAACAGUUUCAAGCAAUAUAUGCCAAUUCUAUAAACCCCUGCUUGUACUUUAUUGGGAAAAAUGGUUCAGCAUUGGAUAUUAUUACUGAAGUUAAUGAUGUAAAUGAGUUGUUAAAGAAAAUAGAAAAUGUUGUCUCUAAGAAUGGUGGUAAAGAAAAUACUGCAGAGAGCACUUCAAAUUUUAUAAGUGGGGAACAAAGUAAUCAAAUGCCAGCUAAUGUAGUUUGUGAAAAUGGGGUAUGUACAAUAAAAAGGGAGGAACCAAGUUCCCCAUCGGCUGAAGAAAAGUUAGCUAGGGCGAAAGAAUUAUUGCUGGAGAAACAAAAACAGAAGGAAAUUGAAGAAAAAGAGAAGGAGCGUUUGAAGGAAAUUGAACGCAGGAAAAUGGGGAAAGAUGUGCAGGAAAUGAAGCGUUGGCAGGAGGAUCAGGAGUUAAAGCAACUCAAAGAAGAGCGCGACAGGGAAAAAAAGGAGAAUCAGGCGGCGAGAGAUCGAGUUUUGGCGCAAAUUGCGCAGGAUAAGGCUGAAAGGGCCUCAAAAUUCCCAUCAACCAGUGGAGGUAAUUCCCCUGUUGCCACAACAGCGGCAACCCCGCAAUGCGAGCCCAAACCGGCUCCAAAAUCGGAUGUUGCCAGGUUGCAGUUUAAGCUGCCGGAUGGCUCCUCGAAAAACCACGAUUUCCCUAGCGGAGAUAAAUUAUCGGUCGUGAGGGACUACGUGGCUAAAAAUCUGCACUUAACGUGUACAAACUACGCCAUGUCCACUACGUUCCCCAGAAGGGAAUUCACAGAGGCGGACAACGAAAAAUCGCUUUUGGAUCUCGAGUUGACGCCCAACGCGGUGGUUCUGAUUUUGCCCGUCAACAAGGGAGGCACCGUUCAGACCAAUCAGGGCCAAGGAUUGAUGGGCAUCGUUUGGAUGGUUCUGUCACCAAUAAUGGGCCUUCUAGGGUUUUUGAAGCUGUUUAUUUUUGGUGGUGGCAAUACUGGCGCAACCGAUCAGGCGGGGGGAUCACCAAGCACCGCCAAUUCCUCAUCUAGCAGGGCGCCAAAUUCGGUGGUUCACAUAAGAAAUAAGUACGACCUAAAUUCAAAACUGUCGAGUGCUGGUUCCAAGCUAGUCGUAAUCGAUUUUUUCGCCACCUGGUGUGGACCGUGCAAAAUGAUCGCGCCGCGUCUCGAAGAGUUGGCUAAGGAGUUCCGCAACGUUGUCAUACUUAAGGUCGACGUGGACGAGAACAGGGACAUCGCAUCCGCUUACAAGGUGUCCGCGAUGCCCACGUUCGCUUUUAUUAAGAACAUGCGCGUGCUGACCAAAUUUAGCGGCGCGGAUUUCCAUCAACUGAGAGACACUGUCGCGCGAUACAAAUAAGUCAACGUCUUUGUGUUUUUUUUCUCAAUAAAUCUACCGUUUUUAUUAUGUCGUCACUAUAGUUUAUAAAUUAUUUUUUAAUUAGGUUUUGGGCCUCACCAAUCUGACUUUUGUGUCAGAUUGGUGAAAAGAGAGGUUAAAACAGCUUGACAGUUGUCAGAUCACUUAUUUAUUAAAAACUCGCUCCACUCUUGCAUAAUUAAACUCGUGUAUGAAAUGACGUUUUUAAUACUAUAAUUACAUAAUAUAUUAUAUAUCUGUACCUCCUGAACACGUUUGUAAUAAAUCCUAAUAUAUUUUAAUAUUGUAUAUAAAUUUAAAUUAAUAAAACCACAUAUAACCUAA
Molecule: messenger RNA, 2006 nt
Organism: Brassicogethes aeneus
Lineage: Eukaryota; Metazoa; Arthropoda; Insecta; Coleoptera; Nitidulidae
Source: the annotation of a GenBank genome assembly